CCCGUAUGUAAACACACGGCAAAAUGGCAGCUCCCUUGGCCAGAUUCUGUGGGAAGCUCGGCAAGCGCGUGGCCCGGCCGUGGGCGCUGAGCGCACGCGCGCUCCAGCAGGGGGCCUCGCGGCCGGGCGCCGAGCCAAGUCUCGAGGCGAGCGGCGCCGCCCACCCGCCGCUGCAGAGCUUCACGGAGGAGGAGAGCAUGAUGAGGGAGACGGUGAAGAAGUUUGCCCAGGAACGCAUUGCACCAUUGGUCUCCAAGAUGGAUGAGAACUCUGCCAUGGAUGAGGCGGUGAUAAAGGACCUAUUUGACCAAGGGCUUAUGGGUAUUGAGAUUGACCCCCAAUAUGGAGGCACCGGCGCUUCCUUCUUCUCCUCCAUCCUGGUCAUUGAGGAGCUGGCAAAGGUGGACCCCUCUGUGGCCGUGCUCUGUGACAUCCAGAACACUCUGAUCAACACGCUGUUUGUGAAGCUGGGCACCGAGGCCCAGAAGGAAUGCUAUCUUCCCCGCCUGUCCACCGAAAUGGUCGGUAGCUUCUGCUUGUCGGAGGCGGAGUCCGGCAGCGACGCGUUCUCCUUGAAGACCCGUGCAGAAAAACACAAGGACUAUUAUAUCAUCAAUGGUUCCAAGAUGUGGAUCAGCAACGCGGAGUAUGCCGGUGUUUUCCUGGUCAUGGCCAACGUGGACCCUUCAGCUGGUUACAGGGGCAUCACCUGCUUCAUCGUGGACAGGGACACAGAGGGGCUGCACAUCGGGCGGAAGGAAAACAAGCUGGGCCUGCGCGCAUCCUCCACCUGCCCCCUCAAUUUCGACAAUGUCAAGGUUCCCGAGAGCAACAUUCUGGGCAAGGCUGGCCAGGGCUACAAGUACGCCAUCGGGAUGCUGAACGAGGGCCGGAUUGGCAUCGCUGCGCAGAUGGUAGGCUUGGCCCAGGGCUGCUUUGACCAAACCAUCCCCUACGUGCAACAGCGAGUUCAAUUUGGCAAACGAAUCUUCGACUUCCAGGGCAUGCAGCACCAAAUCUCCCAUGUGGCCACCCAGCUGGAGGCAGCCCGCCUGCUCACCUACAAUGCAGCCCGUCUGAAGGAAGCAGGGAAGCCCUUCAUCAAGGAGGCUUGCAUGGCCAAGUACUUUGCUGCUGAGGUGGCAACACUGACAACAUCGAAAUGCAUCGAGUGGAUGGGCGGUGUUGGUUUCACGAAAGAUUAUCCCAUCGAGAAAUUCUACAGAGACUGUAAGAUAGGUACUAUAUAUGAAGGUACAACAAACAUCCAGCUCACAACAAUAUCUAAAUUCAUCGAUCAGGAAUACAACGGUUAAACUGCUCUCCUGUACAAACCAGUGCACUUUACUGCCGUCGCUCUCGUUUGUAGCACUUUCUGGUGUUAAGAUUUUGAGUGUGACUGUCGUAGGAAUUGUUUUACAGGACGUUACUGUGCGGAACUGGGUUUUAGUUUCUAAAGGAGAACUAUUUGAUCCAACCAUUGCAACGCUGAGCACGCAUAGUACAGUGUUGAAUGUUUGUACAGAAUAUCUGUUACAUCUAUAAUACAAAUAUAUACUGUAGAUUAAUGUUUGAGUCGCAUUUUCUUACAGUGAGUCUGUAGGCUAUCAUGAUGGGGUUUUUUUUUUUUUGUUCGAUUAAUCAAGCAAGUACAUUUCCAUUAUGAAUGAAAGAACACUUUUACAUGUGGUGAGAUCCUGGUGAUGUGUGUUAUACAUUAAAAAGCUCUGGAAUACACUGACAUAUUGCUUAUAAACUGUAAUAUAUUUGGUGUGCAGUUACACUGUGUCCUUACAGAAGGUAUUUCAGUAAACAUUCAGACCUAAAAAUGUGUACAAUUUUAAACUGUGAAGGGAAUGUACUUAAUGCUAAGAGCACUGUUGGCGUGUUCAGUGGAGGGCGAGUGUAACGUCACAAAGCCUGGUUUCCUGCGGUAUUUUUCAGUGCUUGCCAAUAUAAACUGUGCCUUAAGACGAGUGCACAUUUUCGUGUAAUUUUUUUACCUUUAGAAGUCUAUUAGAAUAACCAAGAUAAACACAGCAGGAAACGAUUUUUUCAAUUCUCAGCACGAGACUCAUUUCUUCCGUCUCUUUUGAAAUUGUAACGCGUGUUUGUGACAACUUCAGGUUACGGUGGUGUAAUUAUAUGGCUUUGUCUCAGUGUGUCCC
This is a messenger RNA of Scleropages formosus (Asian bonytongue), 2168 nucleotides long. RefSeq names its product acyl-CoA dehydrogenase short/branched chain (gene acadsb). NCBI's taxonomy places the organism in Eukaryota, Metazoa, Chordata, Actinopteri, Osteoglossiformes, Osteoglossidae. The transcript has 11 exons. Gene Ontology annotation, molecular function: flavin adenine dinucleotide binding; acyl-CoA dehydrogenase activity. Gene Ontology annotation, cellular component: mitochondrion. Bases 24 to 1316 code for a protein of 430 amino acids. The record is from RefSeq and is a predicted model, not a curated record.